Molecule: messenger RNA, 7397 nt
Organism: Gasterosteus aculeatus aculeatus (three-spined stickleback)
Lineage: Eukaryota; Metazoa; Chordata; Actinopteri; Perciformes; Gasterosteidae
Gene: sipa1
Product: signal-induced proliferation-associated 1
Biological process (GO): regulation of small GTPase mediated signal transduction
Cellular component (GO): cytoplasm
Molecular function (GO): GTPase activator activity
Source: RefSeq, a predicted model, not a curated record
GAGGAGCGCACAAAUCAACCUGCCUCUUGACUUGAACCAAGAGGACAGAAAGAGCCGGCAGAAGCCAGAGAAUCGGGAAGUGCGUUUGUUGUUUUAUUUUUGGGACAGAGGAAGAGAACGGCAGACAGGAGGAACUGAAGGAGGAGGAGGAAGAAGAGGAGGAGGAGGAGGAGAAAGAGCCUCACCGUGGAGACAGAUAGACAGAAAAAUGCUGUCAUGGGGAGAGAAGGGGAGGGAGUCGGCGGAGAGGAACAGGAUGAAACAAGGCAGGCUCGAGCGGAGCUGAAACGUGGAGGAGGCCACUGGACCUGACCAAGAGGGAAGCAGCAGGCACUGAAGAGUGCAGACGAAUGGAUGCCAUGUUAGAGAGGUUGAUAGAGCCUCUGCUACAAAGAGGACUUGGGCUCCAGUGAAAAUCCUCUCGUCCUUACUCCAAAGGAAUGAGCGCGGCACAACUGGAGCAUCACCGAAACCCACAUCUGCAACCCUAAACGAACCCCUGCAAACAGCUGGAUAUUCUCCUCGAUUGUCUUCAUUCACGCUCAAACACUCAUUGGGAUGUAGUUUGGCGUCUCGUAGAGAGGUCCAAAGUUUUAGUAAAUGUAACCAUCUUAAGUGGUGUGAAUGAGAAGUGUAUUGGUUGCUUUCACUCAGAGACGUUCUACAUCUUAGCGUCCAGUUCUCCCGUCUCACACCAGCACCAUAAAGACCAGGACAGACGUCUCACUGGGAGAGCAGAAAGCUGUCCUGGACCGCAGUGGAGAUACGAUACUGUUGGGCUGGAGUCGUUUUUUCCCUCAACAUGCAGUCAGAUGACCUCUUCAUUCGCAAGUUUCGCCGUCAGAACAUGCGGCCGCCUAUUGCCACUGUGAGCUUUGACCCCAACAGGGAGGCUAGUCUGGUGGAGUGGCCGCCAAGGAGGGAGGCGGACGGAGCCGAGGAUGACAGCCUCACUCCGAGCCGCGUGGGGCUGCCGCUGAGGUCGGUAGGCCGCGGCCACAUCAUGCAGAGAAGUAACAGCGACGUGACCUUAGGAGACUUGGACUCCUCCGGGAAGGCCGGCGGUAACGCCGCUCGGGUGGUCGGUGAGAAGGCGGGUGCAGGGGCCCAGGGGGAUGGCGGUGUGCUGCUACACAGGGAAUACGGCAGCCUGUCAUCCCUUGAGAGACAGACCCAAGCACAGGUGGCAAAUGCAGAAAACCAGGGGCCCCUGAGUCCAAACGCCCUACGCUUCAAAGACCCUUUCCUGCUCCUGGGCCUGCAGGGAAACCCUCCGGAGCCCGAUGGAUUCUUUCGGGGUCUGUCUCUUCCCGCGGGGGACUCCCCAAAACCUGCCAAGCCACCAAAGCCCGAAGGACUAAGUAAGAAGACCAAACCCCCUCAUAUCCCUCAACCAGGUCCGUACGACAACAUUGGGGGUGGGGCCUGGGUGAGGAACUUUGCCCACUACGAUGUUCAGAGCAUCCUGUUUGACCUCACCGAGGCAGCCACAAACAGAGACAGCAUCGGACGGAAGAAAAAUAUCACCUCAGGGGCUUCGGCCGCCUCCCAGCUGCGCCCCCCGUCCCAAGCCACCCCGUCCUCUCCUGCACAGGGCGGGGGAGGCAACGGGGUGAAUGCAGAUGACCCCGAGCAGUCGCUGCUCCUGGACGAAGGGGACGGCAACGAUAACGAGCUGCUGCUCAGCUGCCCGCACUUCCGCAAUGAGACGGGGGGAGAGGAGCAGGUGGGUCUCGAUCAAGCCCAGGAGAGGCGCGGUCUGUCGUCCAGCCUGAGAACCCCCAACGAUGCCGUGUCGGUCCUGGAGGAGCCCAGAGAGAGUCACGUUCAGCAGCAGGGCAAGAGCAACUACUUCAUAGAGCAUGCAGAUCUGGGAGCCCACUACUAUCGCAAAUAUUUCUACAUGAAGGAACACCAGAAUUUCUUCGGAAUGGACGACCGUCUCGGCCCAGUGGCCAUCAGUUUCCGCAGGGACGAGAAAGAAGGAUCCAGCGGAGCUCAGUACAAUUACAGAAUCAUCUUUCGCACCACGGAGAUGAAGACGCUGCGAGGUUCCAUCUUGGAGGAGUCGGUGCCUUCUGCCGCUCGUCACACGACCCCCAGGGGCUUGUCUCCCAAGAGGCUGCUGGAGUUCAUCAUGCCUGAGCUGAACCUGCACUGCCUUCGCUUGGCUUCGAAUUCCCCCAAGGUCAGGGACACCCUGCUGAAGCUGGACGAACAGGGGCUGAACUUCCAGCGGAAGGUUGGCGUGAUGUACUGCCGGGCCGGGCAGAGCUCAGAGGAAGACAUGUACAACAACGAGAGCUCCGGCCCAGCGUUCGAACAGUUCCUGGAUCUGCUCGGGGAGCGUGUGCGGCUGAAGGGAUGGGAGAAAUACAGGGCUCAGCUGGACAACAAGACUGACUCAACUGGGACGCACUCCCUCUACACGCGCUACCAGGACUACGAGAUUAUGUUUCACGUGUCGACUAUGCUGCCCUACACAUCCAACAACACGCAACAGUUGCUGAGGAAGCGACACAUCGGUAACGACAUUGUGACGAUCGUGUUCCAGGAGCCGGGCGCUUUGCCCUUCACCCCAAAGUCCAUCCGCUCCCAUUUCCAACACGUCUUCAUCAUCAUUCAGGUCCAUGAGCCCUGCACUGAAAACACCUAUUACAGAGUGGCUGUGACACGCUCUAAAGACAUGCCAUUAUUUGGCCCACUCUUCCCCAAGGGCGCCCGAUUCCCCAGCUCCCUCGCCUUCAGGGACUUCCUGCUGGCGAAGGCCGUGAAUGCCGAAAACGCGGCGGAGAAGUCGGAGAAGUUCCGCUCCAUGGCCACGCGCACGCGGCAGGAAUACCUGAAGGACCUGGCUGAAAACUACGUGACCACCACCCCCAUUGAUUCCUCCACCAAGUUCCCCCUUCUCUCGCUGGGGGGUAAACGCAAAGACAAGCUGAAGGGCGCGAAAGGGGCCGAGCUGCACAGUGCCGGCGCGCUGGUGUGGGCUGUGAUGGUCAACAGCGGAGAGGAAGGGGAGGCCGUAGAGCUCCGGCUCCCCUGCCUGCUGGGGGUGUCCGCGGAGUCGGUGGUGCUCAUUGAGAGGUGCACGCGCAGGGUGGUGUUCAACUGCUCCUGUCGAGAUGUCAUCGGUUGGAAGGCAGUGGCAGAGACUAAGGAGGGGGGGCCCUGCCUGGACAUCUUCUACGAGCGCGGGGAGUCGGUGUCCAUCAGCGUGACAGAGAGCCAGGCGGAGGAUAUACGAGAGGUGGUGCAGAGGCUGGAGCUGGUGACACGCGGCUGUGAGGCUCUCGAGGUCACCCCCCUGCGCGACGGCGUCGGACAGCCCGGCUUCCUGAUGAACGAGGAGGGCUUCGUGACGGAGCUGCAGCGGUUCUGCUACGCUGAAAGCGGAGGCCUGCAGCUGUGGGCCCGCGUGGUGCGACUGUGCGGACACUCGCUGGUCCACCUGAGCCCCGAGGAGAGAACCAGGCUGCUGCGCACCGCGCACAAGAUCCACAUCACCGUCAUCCCACCCGACGAGAACGGCAAGCCACGCAGAAGUUUCUCCGAGCUCUACCAGAAAGCCAUCAAGGACGUGGAGUGUACACCCGGCGAGGAUCAGUCUGGAGAGGCGUGGGUACUGGACGAGAGGGAGGAAGAGGAGGAGGAGGAGGAGGAGGAGGAGGAGAAGGAGGGCGGGGAGGUUGGGGAGGAAGAGGAAGCAGAAACAAAGGAGGAAAAGCUGAAGGCGAGUGGCGUCGAUGAAGCGGACGCGGUGGAAGAGCAGGUGGCGUUCGAGGGCGGCGGAGGACAGUCGUGCGAUGAAGGGCAAAGUGAGAAAAGCCCCGGCUCGCUCCUCACUCCGCCCGGCUUACCGUUGUUACGGGCCACGUCUCUGCAGGACCAACCGGCCGCUCAGAGCCCCGAGCGCAGCGACUCGCAGCUCCCCCGCAGCUGCUCCUUGGAGAGGCAGCCGACCUACAGGGAUGCGUGUGAUGGGCACGUGAACGACCACGUGGGGCUGAAGGGAGAACACCACAUCUACGCCAACGUCUGCGAGCUGAGGGACGCCACACCUGAUCUGAUCCUGGCCGUCAAACCCAAAGCUCCCCAGGAGGACCAACAGUUGAUGGCCGCCGAGUUCGGGGAUGACAAAGCGUCAGUGAGUGACUCGUCUUCCCGGUUGUCGUGUUUAGACCGCGCAGAAAGAAACUCACGAGCCAUAAGUCUUCAUAACUCCAUCACCAAGAUUCUCUCAGAGAACACAGAUUCCACGGAGGAGGAGUGGCAGUCCAUCGCUGACCUGGCCACGGCCUGCCGCAGCAUCCUGGAGGCUUUGUCACAAGAGGACCAUCGAGCCGGAGACCCCUCGCAAGCAGGAGCCGACCAGCAAGACGGCAGGCCGAAGGACUCAAAGGACAGUGACUCUCCAGGCCACCUAGAAGAGAAGGUGUCCCAGCUGGAGUCCAUGCUGAAGAGGCUGCAGGAUGACCUGCAAAAGGAGAAGGAGGACAAGGCGGUGCUGCAGGCCGAGGUGCAGAGCCUCCGGCAGAACAACCAGCGGCUGCAGGAGGAGUCGCAGAGCACAGUGGCUCGCCUCAUCAAAGUCACCGAGCUGCUGUGCAACGUCAACAAGCCCUGUUAGCUUCUGCGCGCGCGAAUCACACGCAGAUCAGCAGAAAGAUGCAAAUAGUACCACGUGCUUGUACGCUCAGUGCGCCGGUUUUGUGCGAAUGUAUGCGUUGGCAAAGGCAGAUGCACGCGCACGUUGUUCAAUCUGCGUGCGGCCGCGGUCUCAACCCUGAAUCCUGCACCUGCCUUUUGGUGAGGGAGUAUGCAAAUCAACCCGUGAGGAAGAAAGAAAUGACAUUUCCAACAUCCCCUGACCUUCAUAGACUGACUAUGCCGGAGUGCUCCUCCUGGUGUAUAUGAUACCGUAUGUGUGUGGACGUGUGACGCGUGUGUGCGUGCGCGUGACUGUGCGUGCGCAUCUCUUACUGUACCUUGCUUCAAAUACUUGACAAGCUGGGCUGAAUAGCACUUGCAUAAAAAGUGGCAAUUAAGACUGAGAGACACUGUAUAGCAUGUUUGGUGGUGUCUCAUCUGAAAUGACCAAAAGUGUAUAUAUAUAUAUACUGUAUCACCAACAAUAUAUGUGAACAGUAGUGUCGCUAUCCUCCAGACGUUUAGUUGCAGUGUGGUUCUGCCUGCCGCCGAUAGUGUGGAAAGUCUUGAAACAAAACACAACAGGAGACAAAAAGGGAACACGACAACGAAGCAGCAUUCUACUUCAAAAGAUGUAAUGAUGCCAACUGACUGUCCCUAGAGACGGGCCUGUUGCUAAGGAAAUAAUUCUCUGCCCUCGUCACUUCCCAGUAGUACUGUAUUUAAGACACUGGAAUAAUUAGGGAAUAGUUUUUUUUUUUUUUUUUAAUCCUUAUACGAAAGGGAGCUAAACUGGAAAUGUAUGUUAAAAACAGUAUAAAAGGGAAAAGUGUUUUUACCCAUCCUGAAAACAGAGACAGUGGCAGGAAAAGAACUGCUUCAGCUUCCUUCCACGAGCGCCUGUAGCGUUUUCCCUCCAACCUCACUAUUGUAGCAGCCGUUCUGUAGAAGGUCUCCUCCUACUGGCCUGAACCACAAAAUGCCAAAAGGCAGCUUUCUCUUUCAGCUGGCAAAAUAGCUUUAGGUGUCAGAAUAAAACAUCUCGAACUAACAGUGAAAAAUACAGGAUAUUGUAUUUAAAUAUUUGUGUUUGGCGGAUGUCUACAGUGACUGUUUUGGGUAAUUGUUUUAGUAUGGCUUAUGAGUGCUAGAAGUAAGGAUAAUUGGGGAAAUCUUACCGUUCCACCUGAUGCGUGUUUGUAUGUGUUUCUGUGUUGUUCCUGCACUUUUUUUGGGGUAAAAUCAGCACUGGACAGUCACCUUAUUUAGCCCAGGUUAUGUCUUGCUCAACAUGAAAAGGUGAUUAAGAUCUCAUCCCCUUGACGCCACCUUUACCUCACUUUUGUGUGUCUGCUGACUGCUUGACUGCUUCUCCUCAGUGCCAACGAAAAAAAAAAAAAGCGCAGGCAGCUCUCCUGAAUCCCACCGAAAUCAAACUGAACUGACCACAAACUCCAAUCUCCAACCACGAACUCUAGACUCUAGACAAAAAGGGAUGCCAAAAGUUCGUCAGCCACUCCGACUCACUUGUUUCUUGUACAAACUUCCUUGUAAUUUUAUUUUAGAGUCACUGUGAAUACCUGGUACCAGCAUAUUAAGAUACAAUAUAUGAAGAUUAACUUAUGGAUCUAAACGUGAUGAGUGUGUGAAGAUACUGUAUGUACAGCUGAACUGUUCCAUGUUAGUGCAUUGGGUUGCGUACGCCCUCCUUUUUGCAGAAUGAUUAUGCAGAGAAGUGUUAAUCGUGACCACGCGGGCGUUUGUUUCAUCUCCUGCACACGCUGAAGCCUCGUUUCUGAACAGAGAGGCGGCGGUGUGGGAAGACCUGUUUUACUGUGUCUUGUAUAGUUAUUUAGAUUGUAGGAGGUUGGUCAAGCAUGAGAAUGUGCCAAGCAACUUCCAAGCGCCCCCCCACCCCACCCCCCUCUGUUUAUGUGUAUGUAUAAAAAUGUAACUUAUUAAUCAUGCAAAUGUGGAUUUUCUUGUAGCUGUUACAACUGGAGGGAAGUCUCGAGGAAAAAAUGUGAAAUAGGGCGGAACGGGAAAGUGGGCUUGGUUAUGAGUUUAUGUUUCUUUUGUAGAAAAUUGAUGAUAUGACAUGAUAAUAUAUUAUCUGCUAAAUGUGACAAUGGUUCUUAUUAUCAUUUUGAUAUAUUUCAGCUGAAACUCUUGAAGAUAAUAAGGUCUUAAAACACCAUUAGGUACGCCUUAAUGAGUGAAACUUGAAUGGAUGUUCAAACUGGUCAUACUGGUGUUUUCUGAAGGCUUAUUCCUCUGACUUUGUGCCUACUAGAAAAUGUAAUGUAUGGUGUUCCAGCUUAGUGACCUCAUUUCUUUGUUUUUGGUUGGAUUUACUGAGUUUUUUCUUGUGGCAGAUUAUGGAUUUCCUGAGAGACCGUCGCAACAUCUGGUCUUUCAUCCGCUGUGCGAGCAAAAGUAAUUGAUGAUCAGAAAGAACAGAUGAUGAUGAAAAUAAUAAUGACAAUGAUAGUUGUGUGUUGCUGGUCUGAGGAAUCACAGAUGCUCAGUGAGUCUCAAUGGUUCAAAGAAGCAGAGCAACAAACAUAUGAUUUUUAAAAGAAAAUUAAUAGAAAAAGGUUUCUGCAAAUGACCCGUGUUGAAUUGAAAUGAAGUUCAAGUUUAUAUGAAUGUGUGGAAUGGCGUAUGGGUCCUCUAAAGGAUGCUUAUUUUGCUAUUUAAAUAUUUAGAAGAAUAAAUUGUCUCAGAAAAUCCCACGACGUAUUUGA